UCGGAUGAAGAGAAGAGCCAGACGAGGAAGCAAGGAGGAGGGAUCAGGAGCAGUGGCGUGGUUUGACCGGAGUAAAGAGUUUAUUCUGGAUUCUGCGGACGCCUCCGUCACAGUUCAAUCGGAUGGUCUCUCUCUGGUCUUUAUUUGAUACCCAAAUCAGUUAUGUGCGCAAAAGGACGCAGAGCGUCAGAGGUGUGCUGCUCUGAAAGGAGUUUGGAUAAAGUGGCGCUAUAAGAAACUUACACACCUCCGCUGUCACUGUCAUCGCAGCACAGGUACGAACCAGGAUCCCGGAAGAACUCGUUGUACAGGUUACCCUUUGUUUUUAGAGUUACUUGUACGUUUCUGAGUGAACGAACUCAGAUGGACUUGUUUACUUUAUUCAAGAAAAAAAAUUAUCUCUCAAAGUUUCUGAUUAUAAAGUAAAUUAGCGGAAAGAAAAUGAAGGAUCAGAAGAAGAAGAAGCUGUUCGUGGUGGUGGAUGUGCUGUGCGUUACAGCUGCGGCACUGCCUUUCAUCAUUAUGACCAUUGUCUCCAAGCCAUACCAAAGAGGCAUUUACUGCAAUGAUGACAGCAUCAAGUAUCCCCUAAAACUAGACACCAUCACCCCCGGUAUGCUGGCAGCUAUCACCAUCUGCUGCACUCUCGUCAUUAUCUCAUCUGGAGAGGCUUAUCUGGUCUACAGACAGAGGAUUCAGUCUAACACACAGUUCAAUCAGUAUCUAGCUGCACUCUACAAGGUAGUAGGCACCUUUCUGUUUGGAGGAGCUGUCAGCCAGUCACUUACUGACCUUGCAAAGUACACUAUUGGGCGUCCAAGGCCAAACUUCAUGGCAGUAUGUGCACCGAAAGUCUGCACAGGAUACAUGCCGGUGAUCAACUGCACUGGGACUCCUGAGGAUGUCACAGAGUCUAGAUUGUCCUUCUAUUCUGGUCACUCCUCUUUUAGCAUGUACUGCAUGCUUUUCCUAGCGCUUUACGUGCAGGCGAGAUUUGUGGCAAAGUGGGCCAGACUUCUCCGGCCCACCAUCCAGUUCUUCCUGGUGGCCUUCGCGGUUUAUGUGGGUUACACCCGAGUCUCUGAUUACAAGCACCAUUGGAGCGAUGUGCUGGUGGGGCUGCUGCAGGGAGCGCUUGUUGCUUUGCUAAAUGUGCACUUUGUGUCGGAUUUCUUCGAGAAGUGUCCUAAACGUUCCAAGAGGCCGGGCACUCGCGAUGGUGAGGAACCAGAAAGGAAACCCAGCGUGCAGAUUGCAGACUCUGAGAACAGCAACCAUUACAACUACCACAGUCGUGGCACUGUGUGAUAGUGGACUUAGGAACAAAGACUGCAAACCUGCAGACCACAAACCUGUGUGAUAGCGUCAAAUCCAGGGGCUUCAACCUGGUUAGAUCAGGUAAUAACCUGGGUUAUAUGCAAUCCUGACUCUUCAGGAUGCCUUCUGUCCUGGAACUGUGUCAAAUUUUAAUGUUUUGGUAAGUUUUGCAAUCGGCCCUUUGUAUUUGUGUUUUAAAAAAGAAAGGAAAAGCUAGACUUCUGGCCUGUAACUUUCAACCUCUUUUCUCUGCAUCAACCACUCACUUUCCACCUGCUCCACUGGACUGAGGGAUGCAGCCCAUCCCGAGGCACCUGAGACACAACCAUGACACUUUUCUCCUGUAAGAGAGAAAGAAGCAUAUUUUCAAGCUAUCAUUAUUAACGGUAAAGCAAAAAAAGCUUUACCAAAUGCAACAUGGGUAACAUUGUUACCUGUGUUAGCAAUGCAGGUUUCAAUAGCUGUAAGCUUCCAGUGUCUUUUUCCAGCACACUGACAAAAAAUGUCAGAUAAAAGUUUCUCUGCAUUUGGGUUGAUACAUAUUCUACUUUCUUUACUCAUUACUUGCAAAUUAGGGUUGUUAUUAUUAUACAGUAUGCAUGUUAUCUGUUCCAGAAUGGAUCAGUGACAGCACCUAGAUUUCAGUUAUACAGAGCGAAUGCAGUGAUAACCUAAAAGUGCCUGAAAAGUGCCAAAAACUGCACCAGAAUCUGGGCACGGUUUCAGAAUUCAAAGCAGCUAUUUCACUUCCAGUGAGUUCUUUAAUUUUAAUUAAAACUACACCGAUUAAUGGAGGUUUAACAUUAGAGUGUAUUUUUUGAUUUGUGAAAGUAGAAAACCAAAUUUGUCUAGAAUAAUUGUAACGAGAAGAAUGUUCAGGCAGGAAAGUUUCUAAGUGUUGGUGGAUUCAUGUCAUUUUAUUGGACCUACAGUAGAAGAAUACUGAAUUUCUGACUGUCGGUUAACUUAUUUUCCUAUAUAAUGCCAUCCUGUUGACAGCAUGUCUCAAAUCGUGGAGUCUGUGUCACCUCGUUCAACAGAAAUCUAUGGAUCUUGCUGCCUGUUUGAUAAACACAUUUUUAAAAUGCUUGAGUAAAUAUUACCCGAAUUAACAAUGUUGUUAUAAUUGUUUUAUUACAUUGCUGAUUUUGUGGUGGUUUUUCUUUGGCUCUGGCUAAAAUCUUAUUGGCAUGUGGCCCCAAAAACUCCUGAAACGUUAGCUAUAGACCAUCCAGAGCUGCUUAGAUGAGCUGUAGAGCCGGUUAACCAACAUGGGAAACAAGAACAUCCAGUAAUGUUUCAUAACUGCCGUACAAACAGAUCUGUGUCUCUGCUAGAACAAACAUUUUGUUCUUAAAGUGCUAGACAGGUUUACCAGCUGACAACACACUAAUUAGAUUAGUGCUCAUGCAUGUUGGCAGACUUCACUAACUGUCAUGUGAUAUCACUGAUUUCAUUACGUUUAGCAUGAAACUGAGCUAAGGUGAGGACACAUCGAAUCUUCAGCUUUUAGGCUCAUGUCCAGACUGGAAAGUUUCUGAAAUGUAAACAUGUAAUUGUGGAUUAGAUUAAUGAUUUUUUUGAUCACCUAUGUGAAAUGGUCUGCAGUAGCAGACACCAUUGAUGCCUGUAGCUUUUAUUUCUGCUGGACUUGAUGUGUCAUACCACUACUAUACAAUCAAUCAAAUAUUAAGAAACGUUGCCUCUAUCUUGUGUCCCUUUUCCACUUUUUUUUUU
This is a messenger RNA of Pundamilia nyererei, 3054 nucleotides long. RefSeq names its product phospholipid phosphatase 2b (gene plpp2b). The transcript has 6 exons. Bases 442 to 1308 code for a protein of 288 amino acids. Gene Ontology annotation, cellular component: plasma membrane. Gene Ontology annotation, biological process: signal transduction; phospholipid dephosphorylation; phospholipid metabolic process. Gene Ontology annotation, molecular function: phosphatidate phosphatase activity. The record is from RefSeq and is a predicted model, not a curated record. Lineage: Eukaryota; Metazoa; Chordata; Actinopteri; Cichliformes; Cichlidae.